This is a messenger RNA of Acanthamoeba castellanii str. Neff, 204 nucleotides long. RefSeq lists its product as uncharacterized. Gene Ontology annotation, cellular component: centrosome; spindle; interphase microtubule organizing center. Bases 1 to 204 code for a protein of 67 amino acids. Lineage: Eukaryota; Discosea; Longamoebia; Acanthamoebidae. Gene Ontology annotation, biological process: mitotic spindle assembly; gamma-tubulin complex localization; microtubule nucleation by interphase microtubule organizing center. The transcript has 2 exons. The record is from RefSeq and is a predicted model, not a curated record.
AUGAACGCGAAACCGACGCAAGCGCGAGAAACGCUCGAUGCGUUGCACGAAGUGUCGCGCAUGCUCAACACCGGGCUCGACAAGGAAACGUUGGGUCUGCUGGUCGCGCUCUGCGAGGCGGGCGUGAAUCCAGAAGCUCUCGCCCACGGCAUUCGAGAACUGCAUCGCACCGGCGAAGGCGGCUCCGGCACCACCAAGCAAUAA